CUUUCCUUCCCCACCCCCUUAGGAAAUAAAGUAGUCCUCCCUUCCUCCUUCUGUCUUUUUUUUUCUCAUUCUUCUGCUUUUUCACCCCAUCAACCCUUUCCUCCCCCCCUCCCAAACAAUCCCUAUUACAGAACAACAAGGGAAAAACCCAUCUAGGAGAAGGAGCAACCAUGACCCCCUCCUGCUCACAGAAGCCAGGAGGACAAAUCUAAAUACAUGGAGGACUUUAUUUUAUAAAAAUAUAUUAUUUUUUUAUUUCAUUUUUUUUUAAUGGACCGGAUGAUUUCCAAAUGCAACAAUAAAACCUACAGCUUUGCAGGGGAGGUAGCUGUAUCCUGUUGGGUGGCAGGCAUAUCCAAGGGGUACCAUGAAAUACCCAGGGCCCCUGGAGAGCCAGAGACUGUCCUUUCUUUUAGAAAGGGCAGUCUCUAGGGAAGCCCAGAUGUGGAAGGUGUAUGUUCACAAGACCUCGCCCAAUCAGGAUAUAGCUAUUUCUCCAGAACAGCGGGAUGAAGUGAUCCAGUGGCUGACCAAACUAAGGCACCAGUUCCUCGUUUACCCAGAAACCCUUGCUCUGGCCAUCAGUAUUUUGGACCGUUUUUUGGCUUCUGUAAAGGCCCGUCCAAAGUACUUGAGGUGCAUUGCCAUCAGCUGCUUCUUCCUUGCAGCCAAAACCUCUGAGGAAGAUGAGCGGAUUCCUCUCCUCAAGGUCUUGAUCAAGGAAAGCUCUUGUGGCUGCUCUUCGGCUGAGGUCUUUAGGAUGGAGAGGAUAAUUCUGGACAAACUGAACUGGGACCUUCACAUGGCCACACCGUUGGAUUUCCUUCAUAUUUUCCAUGCCAUGGCAUUAGCUGCUAGUCCUCAGCUGCUGGAUCAGAUGCCUGAAGUGAACAAAUCACAGCACAUAGCACUGCUUACCAACCAGCUUCUCCGAUGCAUGGCAUCUUACCAGCUCUUGCAGUUUAAAGGUUCCAUGCUGGCACUAGCACUACUCAGCCUGGACAUGGAAAUACUGCUUCCUGAUUGGCUUGCUCUUACCAUCAAGCUGCUCCAGACUGCACAGAUGGAUAGCUCCGAGCUGUUCCACUGUCGGGAAGUAGCAGCACUGCACCUUUCUCCUUUGCAGGCUCCCUUGCCUCCCAAUGCGUUAUACGUCUACCAUCCCCUCAAGCGUACCUUGGUAACCUGCAACAGAGGAGCGUUUCAAAUGCACCCCUCCCCUGUGUCAGGGCCAGGAAUUCAAAGCAAGCGUACACCAGGAGGUCUGACCAAUGGAGCAGCUGUCCUCCACCGGCGACUUGCAGCUCCUGCCACUUGUAAGCAGGCUUCUGCCAAGCGAAAGGUGGAGCAGAUGGAAGUAGACGACUUCUAUGACGGGAUCAAAAGGCUCUACAAUGAAGAUGGUGCUGCGGAGAUUGGGGGCAUGGAGAUUGUGACUUGCGGCAGUGGCAAGUCCAGAAAAGAAGGCAGCAUAUCUCCAUGCCCACAAUUACAGGCAGUGCCUGUCAUGUAACAUCAAAAGUACCAUGUGCCAGAUAAGAUUCCCCUUGAGAGCUGUUAAUGCCAUGCCUUGCCAGAUUUGGGACAGAGACCAGCAUGUCUUGCCUGAUUUUCUCAUGCUGCUAAUCCUAGCUCAAUAUUAUUGUCAUUAAAAGAAAAAAAAUACAUGAAAACAAAAAAAACCUAUUUAAAAAAAAUUAAAAAAUCCAAAAGUCUGAAAACAGGAACAAAAAAAGUAGCAAAAUUGUUUAAACUUUUUAGUGUCGUCAGUUCCAUUUCUGUAAGCUAGUGUAUCUUCUAUGACAUAUUCUCGUGCAAGCCUGUUCUACCAGGUCCUCUGAGCUUGUCCUUCGCUAUUAUCUGAUCCUUCUUGUCUUUUUUUUUUUUUUUUUUAAUUGUUUUCUGUUCUGUGUGCUUGUGCUUCUCUGUGCACACUGACCCUACACUAAAAAUGUUUUAAUUCCUUUUUAAAUUAUCAAAAGAUAAGUGACAUCACUAGGGCAAGUUAAGCUAGCUCAUUGUGAAGUCACGACUCCAGUAUAAAUCUAUAUAGUUUUGUCUUAUCUAGUUCUCAGUCACAUAUAUAGUACCCGUUUAAUUUCAAAUCCGGGGGCUUAAUGCAGAAUACUGCAAAGAUUUGUUUGCCCUCUUUUAAUACUCCAAUCAUUGCAAUAAUAACUACUGUACAGAAAUACGUAUUGGUUGUGAAAUUAUUCAUUAAUUAGUGAUAUGAAGCCUUUCAGUGCUUUCCUGUACAAUAUAAAAAUAUAGGAUAUCGCAGUAGUAACGUCAUGGUAAGAUUUCAGUGACAAGUAGGUUGAUAAACAUACAUACAUACAUGUAAAUUAACAUAUGAGUUUCUUUCAAUUGCAGUUCAGCACUGACCAAAUAAUUUUGGAAUUACUCACAUCAUAUUAGAUUGGGGGAAUUGCUUUUUGCAGUUAUAUAAAUGCAUCCUUAUAGAACCAUUGCUGGUUUUAAGAAUGUCUAGGUUAGAAUCUGGGUUCUAGAGACCACGAUAAGAUCAGAUCUGAUUUAGCAGUAAUUCUAAUAUGUCUGAGCAUGUGUGUUUAUUUCUUUCUGUACACCUGCCCUUUCUCAUGAUGACUCUCUCUUGAGGUCUCUGCACAGUCUGCGGAGGGCAUGGCAAUUAAAAUAUCUGCUUCAAAAUAAAGUCCUCCUGGCCACUCCAAA
This is a messenger RNA of Pelobates fuscus (common spadefoot toad), 2694 nucleotides long. It is a transcript of the gene CCNI, whose product is annotated as cyclin I. The coding region runs from base 368 to 1513 and encodes 381 amino acids. Lineage: Eukaryota; Metazoa; Chordata; Amphibia; Anura; Pelobatidae. Gene Ontology annotation, biological process: regulation of cyclin-dependent protein serine/threonine kinase activity; mitotic cell cycle phase transition. Gene Ontology annotation, molecular function: cyclin-dependent protein serine/threonine kinase regulator activity. The record is from RefSeq and is a predicted model, not a curated record. The transcript has 7 exons. Gene Ontology annotation, cellular component: cytoplasm; cyclin-dependent protein kinase holoenzyme complex; nucleus.